Aspergillus ochraceoroseus IBT 24754 is the source of this 977-nucleotide messenger RNA. RefSeq lists its product as uncharacterized. The record is from RefSeq and is a predicted model, not a curated record. Bases 19 to 813 code for a protein of 264 amino acids. The transcript has 2 exons. NCBI's taxonomy places the organism in Eukaryota, Fungi, Ascomycota, Eurotiomycetes, Eurotiales, Aspergillaceae.
CACAUAUUUGCACCUAAAAUGCGCCUUCUAGUGCCGCUGUCCGGCCUCCUCCUGACCGUGGCCGUCGCUUCUCUACCCGAUCCCCUGAUUUGCGAGGAGUCGAUUGACGGUCAAACGCCUUAUUCAUCCGAUACCAUCCCCUGUAUUUUGGGGUGUCAUAAUGGUGUUGCUGCCGCGACUGGAACCCUCCUCCCAGGUUCUCUCAACACCACCGCGAUCCCGUACUGUUACCUCGAUUGUGUGAGAAAGGAUGCGACGCCGUCGCAAUCGGCUCUGGCGCCCGAAUGCAGCUCAGCCUGCGAGAACGGACACAGCGCAAGUCCCGAGGAGCUAGGAUGGUGUGUCUAUUGGUGCGUGGACGGGUACCGGGAUAUCGUGGAGUCCACCACUUGCGUCCCACAUAUAGAAUAUAUUACGGUUUCGUCAACCGUGAUCGACGGGUACACCGAGCCUUUACUUGUGUUGACUGAGCCGGCGGCGUGGUCGAGUUGGUAUGCGACGCAAACAGUUCUUCCCAAAACUACAACAGAUGGAGAAUCGGUUACGCAGACAAGCGUUUCAACGCAAAGUACAACCUCAUCGGUCUCCUCGACUGGCGCUACGGCGAAAUCAACGCAAGAAAACACGUCGCAGGCUACUUCUGCCGGCACGACAACCACUUCAGGGACAAGGGCUGAGCUGUUUCCCAUCACUUCCACCGGUUUGGCAGAAGAAGAAACCGCGAAACCAACAAGUAAGGGUAGUGAAGCAACCUCCCUUUAUCCUGGAGGCCUGGCAAUGGUGGCGUUCUUAUGUAUGCUGGUGGUGAUGUAAAUCCCAUCGAUCUUUCUGUACACCGUAAGAAUAUGAAAUUGAUGUCUUAUGAUAAGUCUAAAAUGUGGAACUUGUCCUUUCCUUUGAUAGAUUCGGUCAAUAUUUGCCGAUAAAAUAGGGCAGCCUAGGAUGUUACUUUCUUGAUAUCCGUGCCCUAGUGUUGA